AACCAGUUGCAAUAGCAUUGGUGUGACCGACUGCUUGCUGCUCUUACAUCUUAUAACAUUACAUUUAUAACAUUACAUUACAUUUAUAACAUUACAUUACAUUUAUAACAUUGCAUUACAUUUAUAACAUUUACCAUGGGGCCCUGUUGGACCAGCUGAUUAAUUCGCCGCUGAUGACGAGCAGCACGUUAGCGCCAUUAAGUUAGCUAUUUGUUGACGAGCAGAAGAAGGAAUGAACCACAAGAGCAAGAAGAGGAUUAAAGAGGCCAAACGGAGCGCCAGACCCGAGUUAAAGGACUCUUUAGACUGGAUAAAGCGCAAUUAUCAUGAAACCUUCGACACGUCGCACGGCUCCGUAAAGGACAGCGUUGAGCGAGUGGACGUGUUACGUGUGAGCCCACAAGACUUCAUCCAGCGCUUUGAGAAGCCUUACCGGCCCGUGGUUCUGCUCCACUGUCAGGAGUCCUGGCCCGCACGGGAGAAGUGGACUGUGGAGCGGCUGAAGCGCAAGUAUCGCAACCAGAAGUUCAAAUGUGGCGAGGACAACGACGGCUACUCGGUGAAGAUGAAGAUGAAGUACUACGUGGAGUACCUGGAGAGCACCCGGGACGACAGCCCGCUCUACAUCUUCGACAGCAGCUACGGCGAGCACGCCAAGCGCAGGAAGCUGCUGCAGGACUACCAGGUGCCCGACUUCUUCACCGACGACCUCUUCCAGUUUGCAGGAGAGAAGCGCCGGCCCCCGUACAGGUGGUUUGUGAUGGGCCCGGCUCGCUCCGGCACCGGCAUCCAUAUUGACCCGCUGGGAACCAGCGCCUGGAACGCUCUGGUCCAGGGUCAUAAGAGGUGGUGCCUGUUCCCCACCAACACGCCCCGAGAUCUCAUCAAGGUGAGCCGAGAAGAUGGAGGCAACCAGCAGGACGAGGCCAUCACCUGGUUCAACGUGGUCUACCCACGCACGCAGCAGCCCGGCUGGCCUCCGCAGUUCACGCCGCUGGAGAUCCUGCAGAGACCUGGAGAGACCGUCUUUGUGCCUGGAGGAUGGUGGCAUGUGGUGCUCAACUUGGACACCACCAUCGCUAUCACGCAGAACUUCGCCAGCACCACUAACUUCCCCAUCGUUUGGCACAAAACUGUACGAGGUCGGCCCAAACUGUCCAGGAAGUGGUACAGGGUUCUGAAGCAGGAGCGACCUGACCUGGCAGCGCUGGCUGACCGAGUGGACCUGCAGGAGUCCACUGGCAUCGCAUCAGACACCUCCAGCGACUCGUCCUCGUCCUCGUCCAGCUCCUCGGACUCCGACUCGGACGUGGGCUCCUGCUCCGAGGGCGACGGCGUGUCCCACCGCAGGAAGAAGAGACGCACGUGCAACACGGCGGCCAACGGAGACGCGCACGGUCAGGACGACUGUGUCAGCAAGGAAAGGAGCUCGUCUCGCUGAAACAAAGACUGCUGAGGAAAUCUUCUUGAACUUGUUUAAGUAUUUGCACAAAAUGUCCAUUGGAUUUGAGGAUUGAGGAAGGUGAGAGUUAAUUUGAAUCACCAAUGACCAGUGGUGCCUUUUCACUUGUGUUGCUCAAUAAAGGCUUUUGUAGGA
This is a messenger RNA of Nerophis lumbriciformis (worm pipefish), 1597 nucleotides long. It is a transcript of the gene jmjd6, whose product is annotated as jumonji domain containing 6, arginine demethylase and lysine hydroxylase. Gene Ontology annotation, molecular function: histone H4R3 demethylase activity; P-TEFb complex binding. Gene Ontology annotation, cellular component: cytoplasm; nucleus. NCBI's taxonomy places the organism in Eukaryota, Metazoa, Chordata, Actinopteri, Syngnathiformes, Syngnathidae. The record is from RefSeq and is a predicted model, not a curated record. Gene Ontology annotation, biological process: phagocytosis.